AUGCCUAUCCUCAGUUUAGCUCCAGCCAUUGAUGUACUAACCACUGGCUCUUACCCUCGACUCCCUACCUGUAUCAAGAACAGGAUCAUACCCCGCCCACCACUCACCCCAGAGGAGAGAGCAAUGACCUUCAUACUGAUAGAGGGAGUCAUCAGGUAUAGACUAGCCAGGGAACACUUACCAUCAGCCAUCAUGAAAGUGAAGAGCAUUGGAAAUGGGCGUGUCAUCCUAACUGUUCCUUAUGAGUUUGAAGUGACCCUGACACUAGUAGGGGACGACCUAUCUCUUCCCUGGAGGGUCCUUGAUUUAAAGAUAUUAGUUGGCCAUGCCCUCUCCGGUUCCCCUGUCCUAGUGACGGAGCAGCAGCGGCUCUACCUCCUCCAGUUGGUUCAGUCCAGACUCUGUUCAGUUGAUGGUAAUCUCAAUGACAUGUUCAAUACACUCCAUCACUUCUGUCUCUCUCUGCAGCUGGACUGCCUCCACGCUGAGGUGGAGAGACUGAGUGUUGCUGUGUGUGGAGUGUAUAUGAAGGUGGAGGACUAUGUACCAGGUCACCUCAUUAGACUGGUCUACUGGAGACACACUGGACCAGCUUAUCUACUGAAUAAUACCAGCUGUAAGUACCAUUAAUAACUGAUGAUUGACUAUUAAUA
This is a messenger RNA of Amphimedon queenslandica, 653 nucleotides long. Its product is annotated as mediator of RNA polymerase II transcription subunit 14-like. Bases 1 to 630 code for a protein of 209 amino acids. NCBI's taxonomy places the organism in Eukaryota, Metazoa, Porifera, Demospongiae, Haplosclerida, Niphatidae. Gene Ontology annotation, cellular component: core mediator complex; mediator complex. Gene Ontology annotation, molecular function: transcription coregulator activity. The transcript is spliced from 4 exons. Gene Ontology annotation, biological process: regulation of transcription by RNA polymerase II. The record is from RefSeq and is a predicted model, not a curated record.